This is a messenger RNA of Engraulis encrasicolus (European anchovy), 1263 nucleotides long. RefSeq lists its product as uncharacterized. The transcript is spliced from 5 exons. The record is from RefSeq and is a predicted model, not a curated record. The coding region runs from base 56 to 1195 and encodes 379 amino acids. NCBI's taxonomy places the organism in Eukaryota, Metazoa, Chordata, Actinopteri, Clupeiformes, Engraulidae.
UUAGUUGAAUGUGAGAAACCGAAUUGGGAGUUUUUUUUCUCGCUCUUCUGCAGAGAUGUCCGCCACGGCCAACUCCACAGGGACUCCCCAGAUCACGUCGUAUGAAAUCAGCGCCCUUGUGGCCUCCAUGUCGUGUCUUCUCUUCCUCCUGGUCAUCAUGCUGUUCCUGUUCCUGUUCCAUCAUCGAGAGCCAAUUUGCUGCAAAGUCACACACUACCAGGCAUCUCACACACACCUGGAUUCGUCUCCUCAGUGUUACAGCAGCACUCAGACACUUGUCGGCUCUCAGAACCUCAACCAUGACGACACACACAGACAGCAGUCUGAUUCCUCGCUCUUCCUGAUUGGUCUGCCAUCGAGCUACGGUCUGCCGUCAUUGGCUGGCCCCCGGCUGCCGUCCUAUGAGAGCGUCCGUAAGAAGGACCGCCAGCGCCACAUACACAUGCUGAUCGCACACCGCUUCGGACUCAACGGGCCGCACACACCAGAGCCUCCGCCAUCUUACGAGGAGAGCCUCCGGCCCUCUGUGGAGAUUCCCUGUCCUGCCAUUGGUCCGUUCGAUUCUCCUGAUGACAACGUCAUUGGCUCCUCGGAGAUCCCCUAUGCUGUGGUUGGCCAGAGACAUCAUGCUGAGGAUCCCAUUGGCUCCUCAGAGAUCCCCUCUCCCGUGACUGAUCCAUUAGAUGCUCCUGCCGACACCAUUGGCUCCUAUGAGACUGCUCCUCCCACACAUCAUUCUGCUGAGGUUGUCUUGUCUUCUGAAAUCCCCUCUGAAGUGAUUGGCCCAUCGCAUUCCCCCAGAGAAGAAAUGGGUGCUAAUGAACUCUCCUCAGACACCGUUGGCCCUCUGCAUUGCCCCAGUUCUGUGAUUGGUUCUUCUGAGGUCUCCAGCGAUGAUGCCAUUGGACGAUUGGAGUCCCAUGAGGCAAUUGGCCCUUCAGAGGUGCCCUGUUCUGUGACUGGCCAGGCCACGCCUCCUAGUGAUGCUACUGGCUCUUUGGAAGCUACCUCAGGCCUGAUUGGCUCUUUGGAAGCUACCUCAGGCCUGACUGGUUGCUUGGAGUCCAGCUGCAAUGGGAUUGGUCCAGUGAACACUUCCUCAAACGUGAUUGGUCAAACCAUUGUCCCUUCAGCAGCUACUGCUGUUUGGGAUCUCCCUGACUCAAACGCACACACAGACAUUUAUCCUGUCUGAACACACACGCACACACACAUACACACACACACACACACACACACACACACACACACACACAUUGUGAC